Molecule: messenger RNA, 3611 nt
Organism: Dermacentor silvarum
Lineage: Eukaryota; Metazoa; Arthropoda; Arachnida; Ixodida; Ixodidae
Product: collagen alpha-1(XVIII) chain
Exons: 15
Coding region: 194-1774 (526 amino acids)
Source: RefSeq, a predicted model, not a curated record
GGCGCGGGACGGUUGGGGAAGAGGAGGAGGAUCACCGUCUCCUCUUCUGCGCAGGCGCCGACGGGCAGUCGCGUCUGCGAGGCGCCGGUCGCCGUUGUGGGGCUCACUGAGGGUCGUGCUCCGUGGACAGAACCCGGCGGUCGCGUCAGGUCUUUACAGAAACUUGCUUCCGUCGCUGCACUUCCUGACGAUUAUGCAGAGUUCAUCUCAUGUUUACAGAUACAUGUUCACGGUUUUCACCUGCUUCAUGGCCGCUCAGUUGGCGACGUCACAAAGGUCGACCCGCUCCCUGCCUUUCCCACUGCGGGACAUCUCGGCUGCUGUUGGCUACCCUGCAGCCGAGCUGGACCUGUUACGUCGUGUGCGCCCCAGUGGCAGCGCGGCCUCGCCGGAGACGGUGCGUUUCGCCGCCGGCGACCCGGAGUCCGGACCGUCGCUGGCACUCGAGUUCGGGCCCAGAGCGGACGUCAAGUUCCCUUACCGUCUGCUGCUUCCCGCGGCUCUCUUCAGGGACUUCGCCCUGCACGCGGUGUUCCGGCCGGCCGCAGCUCACUCUUCUUCCGGCCACGCUGAGCCUCCUUCCGGCUCGAUUGAGGACGAGCAGUUCCUGUUUGCCGUCGUGAAUCCAUCCGAGACACUGGUUCAGCUGGGCCUGGCGGUGUCGCGCGACGCGUCCCACGUGAGCCUGUACUACACGGACGUGUCCAUGCACCUCGGAUCGCAACGCCUGGCCACCUUUCGGCUACCCAAGCAGGCCACCGGACCGCACGGAUGGAUCAGGCUGAGCAUGACGGCGACUGGCAACCAGCUGAGCCUGGAGCUACUCAACUGCAGCACACUGCAGGACGUGCGCAUGGCCCAGCACGUGACGCGCAUCCCCAAGGAGCUCGUGUUCGACCACGCCUCCACCCUGUACCUGGCACAGGCGGGACCCCUUCUCAGCGGGACAUUCCUGGGACGCAUCCAGACUCUGCGGCUUUUCAGCGUCCCAGUCCUUGUGCCUCUUUGCCAAGACACUCUAGGAUAUCAGAACGACGCCUCCGGCGUACCAUGGGUGGAGCGGGCGGAGCCGCAUGGCAGCCAAGACAAGCCUGCAUCUGAGACGGAACCCUGGAAGAGGUCGGCCGAGCCGGGCCUCAAGGGUGAAAAAGGCGAUCAAGGUCCCCAUGGGCCACGUGGCUUGAUCGGGCUGAAGGGCGACAAAGGUGAACCGGGAAGCAAGGGCGAGCCGGGAACGUCCUUCAGGAGGGAGGACUUCAUUCCAGAAAAAGGCGAGAAGGGCGAUCCUGGUCGUCGCGGGAAGAGGGGUCGUCCCGGUCCCCCUGGACCACCUGGGCCGCCGGGUGCCGUUGUGAAGGCGGAGAGCCUACAUCGUCCGCCCCGGUACGAGAAGGGUCCUCCCGGUCAAAAGGGCGAGUGCGGUCCACCGGGACCACCCGGACCACCCGGUGCACCGGGGCUACCCAUGCCCUGGGUGGACGCCACCAGAAGUAUCCUGGAGGAGCACAAAGACGAGGAUUCCGACUACGGCGACGAACCCCCUCUGCCCGAGAUGGGGCCGAUGACGAGGAAGACGGUGGCGUGGAGGGACGCGGCCUCGUUUCUCAAGUCAGCGUCAUCACAGCCCGCUGGCAGCCUGGCUUACGUCAUGGAGUCCGACGAGCUACUCGUCAAACUGUCUCAAGGCUGGAGGAGACUAGCGAUUGGUCCGCCACCGACUUGGGUUGAUGACAAGAAUGAACGAAUGAGUGAGAAAGAAAUACGAAGCGAUUGAAUGUUGGAAGCGGCGUGUCUUUCAUAAGUACAGCGUUCAGCUGUGGUUGACUGUUAGGCCUCCAAAUUAAAGGCUUCACACACUGCUAUCUCGCCGGGUGAAAUUUCACAAACCUCGUGGCUUCCAUAAAAGUGGAGUGAAACAAAGCGCUCUGUAGAUUCGCAUCUUCUCUGGGCACCUUCAGUGACAGCUGCUCGAUGGACUUCGGAUUGUCUCAUGUUUUUUCAUGAUUCUGUGUAACAAUAGCUCGAACGGGAUCAAAGUUCUAGUUUGGAGGACCCUAGCAUAUACUAUGUGCCGCGCUACUGUUCAUCGCAGAGGCGACGAGCUGCCAAUAAUUACAUAUAUUCUGCAGCGGUGUUUCAGGGCGUGGCUUUUGCAUCGCGGUCUGCCAGAAAUUUUAGCGAUACUAUUCUGGACUUCGUCAAAUUCCUGCCGUUUGACGAACUCCGAUAAUGGCGGCAAUUUGAGCCGAUCGGAGAGUCCGUAGCAGCCCUCUGCACCAGUCGGAGCAGACAAGAUGGCGAACUUGACAAUAUGGCGGAAUUUGACAAUGUCCAGAAUCGCACCCUAUAGGUCUGCUUAGUUUUCCUGUCUAUGUCUGCUUGGACUGCCCGAGUCGUCUCAUCUGAGAUGAUGCAGGAACGAUGAUAUCUCACGAUAAGUCAAUUGUUGCGGCCGCCGCGUUACCGUAAAAAUGUGCAGCUUUCUUGCCAGCUUCGAGAACAUGCCACGUCGCUUCGUGACCGAGUGCUAAAGCACAUGGUUGUGAUUUCUAGUGAUCUGCGGUUCUAGCCACCUUAGCAAUGAUAUCAGACUUCGACUUGGACAGGCAUCUUUCAUAGUUCGCGUAUGCAUGCACUUCGUGUUGUUUCGUUGGUUUACACUUUACAUAUUUUUAACGGUUAUAUCAAGGUGCGUUUUCUUGCCGGAGUCUUUAAUGAAGGAUUAUCUUGAACUGAUCAUGGCAGUCACGCACGAUCCAAAAUGUCGCACUUAGUGGGGUUUAUAAAAAAGAUAGAACUCAGUUCCUGCUACGAACUUGGUUAAACACACGAUUCUAUUUUACCUUUAAGCAAUAUGUGUCUUAGAACGUUGUAACGCCUUCAUGGGCCAAAUGUACUCUUUGCCACCAGGAGGGUGGGUCAUGUCAGGCCGUCAGCCUUUUCAUCCAGCCCCUGAAGCGUCGAUAUAUUCUGUGUACGAUGUUGCAUGUUGCUUGAAAAGGAAUGUAGAUAAGCUUUUGUACUACAUGUUUGUGUAUGAUAGGCAAAUUGAGUAAAGACACAGCUGGCCCAAACCAUGGGCUCCAUCUUGGAGGCACAGCUAUUCACCGCAAUUACGUAAUACAGUUUUAUUUCACUCAUUCAACCUGUUCUUCACGUUUAGAGGAAAUCUGUUCUUUGGGGGCAGUUGCAGGCAGCAAUUCAUUACUCUCAGAGUCUAAGAGGUUCAAUCAAGGAUGCUUGCAACAUGCUACCAGAAAUACGCUAAAUUUCACGCACCUUGCCUACAAACAGUACGUUCCAACUGUUUUUAACGAAGGUACUGUUUCCGAGGACAGAUUUUUAGAGGUGCUAGUCGAGCUAUAUCGAACGUAUGAAUCUAGCACGACUUGGACUGCGCCGAGCAAAUGGCCUUGUUUACGUAUCUGGUGCUGUUUUGCCAAAGCGAGAAGAAUGUACUUUAACGUGAGACGUGAAUCGCCGACUAGAAAGCAAUGAAAGAAGUAAUCGCUGCACAUAAGAAGGUUUGUAGUUUGUAGAACUUUGUGUCCCGUUUUCAACAGGGUGUGGCUGCAUACAAUCUUUUUUUUCCUUUGUCUGUGUUUUGUAAU